AUGGCGAAUCAAAUAACAGAGCAAGUGGCCGAAUUGCAAGCCGCCGCGGGGCGGCCAUUUGCUGCCGGCACUGCCCUACUACUGCUUCUGCUCUCUUACCCAUUACUGCGGGCCUUGUAUAAUGUUUACUUCCACCCACUUUCCAAGGUACCCGGGCCGCUUACCUGGUCUGCUACGCGUCUACCAUUCGUCUGGGCGCUUCUCACGGGAACAAUUGUCCACGAUAUCCAAGAGUUGCAUCGCCAAUACGGCCCAGUCCUGCGCAUUGCCCCCGACGAGGUCACGUUCGAGCAUGUCGACGCUUAUGAGGAGAUUCUCAAGCCCGCCUCGCCACAGUUCCUCAAGGAUCCCACUUGGUGGAAGCGGCAGCCCGGCCAACCCGAGUCCAUACUGAGCGCCAUCGACCCCAAGCACCACGCUCACAUCCGCGGAGCCCUUGCGCCGGGCUUUACUCCACGGGCUCUGAGAGCCCAGGAGCCGUUUGUACAACGGUAUGUCAACCUACUCAUCGACCGCAUACGCGAACUGGCCGCCAAGCAUCAAGAGUCAGAAAUCGACAUCGCGCCCUGGCUUAUGUUCACCACGUUCGACAUCUUUGGUGACUUGGGAUUCGGGGAGUCAUUUGACUGCUUGCAAAGUUCGCGCUACCACCCCUGGAUCGCCUUGUUGUUUGGUAGCGUCAAGGCGGCCGCCUUUGUCGCUGCUGCGCGCUAUUACCCCUGGAUCGAGUACGUGCUCAUGAAGUGCAUCCCUGCCUCUCUCAGGGAGAAGCAAAAGGCCCACUUCAAUCAGAUCGUCGACAAGGUGCGUCGGCGCCUGAACUACGAAAUGGAACGUCCCGAUAUCAUGUCCCACGUGAUCAGGAAAGACGAGGACUUGAGCCAAGGAUUGCCGCUUGACGAGAUCGAAGUCACAUUCAUGAUGCUCACGACGGCUGGAAGCGAGACGACGGCCACCGUCCUGACCGGUACUGUGAACUACCUCGUUCAGUGCCCAGAGAAACUGGACAGGGUGGUUUCUGAAAUUCGCCGCCAAUUCCAGAGCGAAACAGAUAUCACGCUCGAUGCGUUGCGAAACUGUACCUACCUCAACGCCGUCAUCAACGAGGGACUGCGCCUCUGCACGCCUGUCCCCUGGGUGCUACCCCGGCGGGUCCCUCCAGGGGGCGGCACCGUUUGCGGGGUGUGGCUUCCCGGCGGCACCCGGGUCUCGAUCCAGGCGUACGCCAUGAGCCGAGAUCCGCAGUACUGGCAUCGUUCUGAAUCCUAUCUUCCCGAACGAUGGUUGCCCGAGAGCCAGAAUGACCCCAAAUCCCCGUUUUAUGGUGAUAAGCGUCAGGCGUUGCAACCAUUCAGCGUCGGUCCGAGAUCAUGCAUGGGGCAGCAUCUAGCCUGGGCGGAGAUGCGGUUGAUACUCGCAAAGCUCCUGUGGAACUUUGAUUUUGCCGCACCCGAGGACAAGGAGAAGUGGCUGCGGUGGGAAGACCUGCGGACGUUUUUGCUGGUCGAGAAGCGGCCGAUCUAUGUGAGGGUUAAACCCCGGUUCCAGACCCGGUGA
Messenger RNA from Canariomyces notabilis, 1557 nucleotides. RefSeq names its product cytochrome P450. The transcript is spliced from 2 exons. Gene Ontology annotation, molecular function: monooxygenase activity; oxidoreductase activity, acting on paired donors, with incorporation or reduction of molecular oxygen; heme binding. The record is from RefSeq and is a predicted model, not a curated record. Lineage: Eukaryota; Fungi; Ascomycota; Sordariomycetes; Sordariales; Chaetomiaceae. Bases 1 to 1557 code for a protein of 518 amino acids.